Molecule: messenger RNA, 1459 nt
Organism: Cygnus atratus (black swan)
Lineage: Eukaryota; Metazoa; Chordata; Aves; Anseriformes; Anatidae
Gene: CANT1
Product: calcium activated nucleotidase 1
Exons: 4
Coding region: 119-1312 (397 amino acids)
Biological process (GO): proteoglycan biosynthetic process
Molecular function (GO): calcium ion binding; UDP phosphatase activity; GDP phosphatase activity
Source: RefSeq, a predicted model, not a curated record
CUCGGGCGGCGCCGCGGUGAGCGGAGCACCGGGGGGGGCACCGGGGGCUGAGGCCGUGGGGCCGGGUCCGGGAUCUCGGGAGCGGGAGACCCGUGGGGUUCUCCUCGGCCCCAGUCUGAUGCCCGUCCCGCCGUGCAAUGAGUCUAUGAGCCCCCUCCGGAUCAGCGUGGGCGGCCUGCCUGUCCUCGCGUCCAUGACCAAGGGCGCCGACCCCCGCUUCCGACCGCGCUGGAAGGCCAUCGUGCUGUCGUCAGCCUGCGUGGGCUUCGUGCUGCUGCUCUUCUGCUUGCACCGGCCCUCCCCGGCGCGGCCCGUCCCUCCCAAUCCUCACAACUGGCAGCUCCGGCUGCGGGCAGAGGACCGCUACAAUGACACCUACCCGCUGUCCCCACCCCAGAGAAACCCCGAGGGCGUGCGCUACCGCAUCGGGGUCAUCGCGGACCUGGACACUCAGUCCCGGGGCUCUGAGGAGCACACCUGGUUCAGUUACCUGAAGAAGGGCUACCUGGUGCUGUCGGCCAGCGGGGACAGCGUGACGGUGGAAUGGGACAAAGAGGAGAGCGUGCUGCGGUCCCACCUGGCCGAGAAGGGCAGGGGCAUGGAGCUCUCGGAGCUCGUCGUCUUCAACGGGAAGCUGUACUCCGUGGAUGACCGGACGGGGGUGGUCUACCAGAUCGAGGGCAGCAAGGUGGUGCCCUGGGUGAUCCUCUCGGAUGGGGACGGCACCGUGGGGAAAGGCUUCAAGGCGGAGUGGCUGGCAGUGAAGGACGAGCACCUGUACGUGGGGGGCCUGGGCAAGGAGUGGACCACGACCACGGGCGAGGUGGUCAACGAGAACCCCGAGUGGGUGAAGGUCAUCGGCUACAAGGGCGACGUGGGCCACGAGAGCUGGGUGGCAAACUACAACGCGCUGAGGGCUGCGGCUGGGAUCCGACCCCCAGGUUACCUGAUCCACGAGUCGGCCUCCUGGAGCGACACGCUGCAGCGCUGGUUCUUCCUGCCGCGCCGCGCCAGCCACGAGCGCUACAACGAGAAGGCGGACGAGCGGCGAGGCACCAACCUGCUGCUCAGCUCCAGCCAGGACUUCGGGGACAUCACGGUGGGACGGGUGGGUGAGGUGGUCCCCACCCACGGCUUCUCCUCCUUCAAGUUCAUCCCAGACACGGAUGACCAGAUCAUCGUGGCGCUGAAGUCAGAGGAGGACAACGGCAAGAUCGCCAGCUACAUCAUGGCCUUCACGCUGGACGGACGCUUCCUCCUGCCAGAGACCAGGAUUGGGAGCGUGAAAUACGAGGGCAUUGAGUUUAUUUAACAGACUUUGCACUGGACCAGAGGGGCGGGGAGGACGGGGGCUGCGGGGCAGGCCCUGCGCUCGGCGAGGCGCACGCUCCGAGGGACGCCGCGCUCCCAGCUCUGUGGUUGGUCUCGGCGUCCCACGUAAAGCGUUGGCUUUGCUGCA